AUGGCGCGUGACAAUUAUUAUAUCGGCCUUUUGGAUUUGAAACCGUUCGCUUUUGAUGAAAUUGACAAAUUUGUCAGGAAGCUGUUAAUGGAUCUAAAUACAACAAUUCUAACAGAGCUGAAAAUUCAAUAUAAAAAACCCGACAUUUUCAUCUACGGCAAAAGAGAGAACCUAAUAUGGCUUAUUGAAGUGGGUGUGACUUCAAUAGAUAACCUAAAGAGCGUGGAAGUAGAAAAACUGCACAAAUACGACAUUUUAGCUAGUGAAUUACAACUGAUUCACAAGGCUAAGGUGAAGCUUGUGCAAAUUGUCAUUACGUAG
Octopus sinensis (East Asian common octopus) is the source of this 321-nucleotide messenger RNA. RefSeq lists its product as uncharacterized. NCBI's taxonomy places the organism in Eukaryota, Metazoa, Mollusca, Cephalopoda, Octopoda, Octopodidae. Bases 1 to 321 code for a protein of 106 amino acids. The record is from RefSeq and is a predicted model, not a curated record. The transcript has a single exon.